Messenger RNA from Anopheles bellator, 3204 nucleotides. RefSeq names its product box A-binding factor-like. Bases 348 to 1136 code for a protein of 262 amino acids. Lineage: Eukaryota; Metazoa; Arthropoda; Insecta; Diptera; Culicidae. The transcript is spliced from 7 exons. The record is from RefSeq and is a predicted model, not a curated record.
UUCGUCGUCUUUGCGGGCAUGAAUUGUCAUCGUAAUUGCGAAAAUUCAUGGAUGAAAAAUUUACGGCUUGUUUCGCUGUGGAAUCCUCCAGGGUCAUGAGCCGCAAGCAGGUUUUGUCGAGCGACGAGCAAUUGAUGUCCGUAGUCCGAUGUGUUCAGUAGUGCCUGAAAACUGCAGCUUCUAGAAACGCCCACCGUGGUAUUGUCUGUCGGGUCGCCAUUUAAGUGACUUACUGUGGCAGCUAUUUUGUGGAGGUGGUAUCAAAAAAAAUCUCGCAUAACCGGCGUAAAGGAGCAUCUGAAAGUCAACACCGGGCAUCACACUCGGCCACCUCGGCCUGCGGAACUAUGUUAAAUUGUACCGAUCUCGCCUGCGUCCUACAUCACCAUCACUUCUAUGCCCAUCUCCACCACCUGAAACAUCAUUUACAGGAUGACCACGAUCACCACGCACACCAUGGGCACGAAAAUCACGACCCUCAUCAAGCAGCCGGAGAAGGGAGUGACGUAGACAACAACAACAUUCAAGAUCUGCUUAAUGAUACCGAUUCCGAGUUAUCUUCCCUGUCGCAUCUUGAUGCUCCCAACGAUGUCCUGUAUAUGGUAUGUGGAGUCGUCAUUGCCAUGCUCCUCGUGGGCCUCAUCAUAGUUUUAGUUGCAGUUACGAUCAGUAAGCUGAGAAAGCGGGAAGAAUCGUCGACGGUGACGGCGAAUAAUGUCGAAGCGCCACCACACCACCAUCACAACCACCACCAACAACAGCAGCAGCAGCAACAUCAAAACGGGACUAGCCAUCUGCAGCAGCAGUCGCAUCAUACCCAUAGCGGCAGUAAUCAGCAUCACGGCCACCAGAACGGCGGCAGCACUCCGGAAACGGGCUACUCCGUCCCGACGCCGAUAGCCUUCCGACAGAGCCCGUCGACUGUGUGGGUCUUUCCACCGUUACCACCGCAGCCGAACAUCUACAACGCCAGCAGUCAGGAUGCGUUAGUACAUAACGAGAAGACCGGCCUCAAGGGACUAAAGCGUCAGCUGUCCGGUCGAUUCAAACGACUGGUGUCACGAAAAACGCACGAACCGGCCCCAGCCAUACCGCCAGAACUCAAACCACAGCUGAAGACGAUCUACGUGUACUGAGCUCUAAACACUGAUUUCGGGUCAGCCAAACGAGAGGGGGACUGUAAAGUAUUAGGAAUGCGCGCCUCUGACAUGAGCUGAUAACAAACUAGUGAACGGACAGCAACAUAAGAUGAGCUUUCUCUCCAUUUAGAUUUCCAUUCCUACCGAGCAGAAUACUUGAUCUUGAUCGGUCACGAUAGACUGCAUCGGGCACAACCGUUUGGUUAGAAUUGCAAGAACCAGUUGCAGACGUUUGGUUUAUUGUCGAUUAUCUGUCGUUCGAACCUUGGCUAUCGGCCAACGAGAAGCUUAAACUAAUUUAAUUUAUUGAUUUUUAUUCUUGGGUCGACCAAAAAUGGUAUUAGAGAAAAUUAUAGCCUACGGACGGUGCCGCACUGUGUGUGUGUUCAGUAUACAGUGAAGGUGGUCUGAAAAUCUGCGAACUCAACAUCACCAACUCACUGUUACAGUGAUUCUCAAAUUCCACAGACCUUUUCACGAGCGGCAUUUUGCGGAGGUAAUUUGCAAAGGACUUGUAUGGAGGAUGUAUGUGAGCAGAUAGCAUUCAAAGGUGCGAAGUUUUGAACGACAAAUUUGACAGGCACGAGUAUCGUGAAAGAGCGUGCAACACCUUUUCGCUCCGAUAACUUUUAUUCCUGUCCUCGGAUGAUUUUUAUUUCUGUAUCCAACUGGCAUUCCAAAGUUCGAUCACCACACUACAGGGAAGAAACGCUUUCCGGUUCUCGAUGUUUAAUUGAAAUUGAACAGACAAACGAAAGGCUCACGCGGAUUCUAGUAAUAUUUCACCAAGAAAGGACAUCUGAGUUUUGAUCUAUUCCAGUUUCUUUUUCCCAUCGCAACUACCGCUCAUUUUUGCCUAGAGAAUACUAGAAGAAGACUGACACACCAUCACUCUGGCACACACGCACGUAUAGAGAUGAAGGCUUUUAGGCGGGAAGACGACAAAAAAAGAGACAGCUACGUGAAUAUGUUAACGGGAAUGAGAGAUAAGCACACGGAACGGAUCGCGGCAUUGUGCUGGUAGCGGAACGAAACUGGGAAACGCAGAGAGUACGAGUAGCAUGUAGACUGUCUUUUAGCUACAAUCAUUUAGAUUAUGACGAAAGCCUUGUCGAUUAGAGCGGGCGCAGUAGAGAUGCAGGAGAACGCGCCACGUGCUUACUUCCGCACAGCCCCCCAACGAGAUUGAUUUCAAAACGUCGAGUGCUGGACAGAGGAAAGUGGACAGACUAGAGAAUCCGUGGACUUUUGUAGGAUCGCGACCACUUGACGCACAACCUGCACAAACCGUUUCAAACUGCAGACACCGAAAAACUCACUCACUGCUACAUCAGCGAAUCAAGAAGCUGGCCCGAGUUGGAAAAUCGGUGCGAAGAGCGGUGGUUGAUUGGUGCGAGCAAAAGUCGAACCGUUAAAAGCCCCAUUCGAUUUCCAAUGACCCGAGGUCUAACCUGUAAACGAAACAUCUUCCUAGUUUAGGCUAGCCUAGCUCGCGGCACCGCUUUUACAAAUGCUUUCAUCGCCUGAAACGAAAUAAUGAGCAGUUUUUCAUUCCCCGCUAUUAGCUAAGAAAAUGAUCAGAAACCGUCAGCAAAUAAGUGGAACGACAAAAACACACAGAGAUAAUCGAUGAUAUUCCUGUCGGACAGUAAGGACGAAGAACUAUUGAGAUGUAAUGAUGUUCCAGCGGGUCAGCUCGAAAAACGAUGUGUGUGGCCGGCAUUAUUGGCGUUCGGAAAUUUUGAUUUCUAUGUGUUUUGUGUAGAACAAUGCUUGUAAGAGCCAGGCGAGAGAAGUAUGUUCACUCACAUUGAGUGCCCGCGAUCUGAAAGUGAUUGAAACUAUUUCGAACAGCACUGAGUCAGCGAUAGGAGUGCGGUGGCAUGUUUGAUAAACCGGUGCGUAGCAAGAGGUAAAAAAAUCCGUAUUUUUAGUAUUUUAGAUUAGCACAUUGAAUGGUGCGAUAGUGAAAGUUUACAAAGUAGAUAACGUGUGAGAAAGGAUUGUAACCUAACAUUGUAAGUGAUGAUGAUAAUUGUAAUUUAAAAUAUAAAAAUGUAUUGAU